Sabethes cyaneus is the source of this 3924-nucleotide messenger RNA. RefSeq lists its product as uncharacterized. The record is from RefSeq and is a predicted model, not a curated record. The transcript has a single exon. Lineage: Eukaryota; Metazoa; Arthropoda; Insecta; Diptera; Culicidae. Gene Ontology annotation, biological process: DNA integration. The coding region runs from base 1 to 3924 and encodes 1307 amino acids. Gene Ontology annotation, molecular function: nucleic acid binding; zinc ion binding.
AUGGAAAACAACAAGCCAACGUUACUACCAUUUGACACUACUGAUACCUCAUCUAUAGGAACACGCUGGAAAAAGUGGAAGCGAUCAUUAGAAUUAUACCUCGAAGUGAAUUGCGUUGCUCUUGCUUCCAGAAAAAAGGCAUAUUUGUUGCAUUACGGCGGAGCGCAUAUACAAGAUAUUUUUUACGAUAUACCAGGAAACGAUGAAGCGCCACCGGCUGGGUCAGAUAUUUUCCGUGAGGCAAUAAAGUUACUUGAUGCUCAUUUCGCACCCUUCUCCAAUACUCCCUACGAUCGUUAUCUUUUUCGAAAAAUCAAACAAGCAGAAGACGAAUCCGUAGAGAAGUUUGUCGCUCGUCUCCGCGAACAAGGACGUUUGUGUGAGUACGGUAAUGCACUGGAUAUGAGGAUUACUGAGCAAGUGUUCGAUAAUAGUCUCUCUGACAAUCUGCGGGAGGCGAUUAUUAAAAAGAAACUCAUGACAGUAGAAGAGAUCGUACAAGAGGCACGCGUUUUGGAAACAGUAAAUAGAAACAGAGCAGACAUGAAAAAAAGUUUUGAUCCAGUGGAACAAAGUAGUGUGAAUCAAAUCAGAAAAGCGAAAAAGAAUGAAAAAUGUUUUCGAUGUGGAAAUAUCGGGCACUUUGCAAAUGAUAAAAAUUGCCCCGCCAAGAAUAAAAUUUGUGAUUCUUGUAAAAUAGUGGGACAUUUUAGAAAAAUGUGCAGAACAAAACCAGAAAACCGUAAAACAAAACAGCAGAAAGCGAAAAGAGUAUGGCAAUGCCAGGAUUCCGGAGACGAGGUUGGUGCUAAAGGCGGCGAUCUCAGUAGUGACGAUAGUGACGACGAUGUACAACAAGUUUACGCUACGGGCACUAAACACGACAAGAUAACGUGCUAUACAGGUGGAGUUAAAAUUGACUGGAUCGUAGAUUCUGGAGCCCACGUUAAUGUUAUCAGCCGGGGUACAUGGCGCCGGCUAAAACUACAAGGAUGCAAAUAUAGCGAGGUUCGGAAAACGCGUAAAUUUCUUCGGGUAUAUGGUGACGGUAAGAUAAAAGUUCAUAAAAUAUUCAAGGCGGAUAUAGCGACCCGAGCAAAAAAGGUAUUUCAUGAAAUAUACGUCGUUAAAAAUAUGGAAGGCGCCAGCUUGCUGAGCAAAUCCACGGCUUUAGAAUUAAAUGUUUUAAAGAUAUACGGUGAAGUAUUUUGCGUUCGGGAUAAGGCAGACCUGGAAGUGGGAAAACUGAAGAAUCUACAAGUAAAAUUAAAAAUCAACACUGAUGUUCUGCCUGUUCAGCAGCCUGCAAGACGUUUACCAAUUCCGUUACUAGAUAUUGUCGAAGAAAAACUGAAUGACCUGCUACAGCAGGAUAUAAUUGAGCCCGCGCCCCUUAAGAUUACAUGGGCAUCACCUUUAGUAGUUACUCCGAAGGACUGUGGAAAAAAUGUUCGGCUAUGUGUUGAUAUGCGCAUGGCCAAUAAAGCUAUAAUCCCCGAGAGACAUCCGUUACCAACAUUCGAUGAGAUAAUGCCUCACCUGAGCGGGUGCAAGUUCUUUAGCAAAAUCGACCUGGUAAAGGCGUUUCACCAAAUCGAAUUAGACCCCGACUCUCGCGAAAUAACUACCUUCGUGACUCCGAAUGCAUAUUACAGAUACAAGAGGCUCAUGUUUGGUAUGAACUGUGCCGCUGAAAUAUUUCAGCGAGAAAUAGAACGAGUAUUGAAGGGAUUGAAAAACGUGCGUGUUUUUAUCGACGAUAUUCUCGUUUUCGCAACGACGAGGCAGGAGCAUGAUAUCAGCGUAAAACUAGUUUUGCAGCGGCUCGCCGAAUAUGGAUUAACGGUGAAUAUCAAGAAAUGCGAGUUUGGAAGGAAAUCUGUAGAUUUCAUGGGUCACACAUUAUCGGAACAUGGUAUACUCCCGAUGAACAAUAAGGUUAAUGCGAUACAGUCGUUUAGGCAGCCACAAUCUGCGAGCGAAAUGCGAAGUUUUCUCGGUUUAGUGAACUACGUAGGCAAGUUCAUUCCAAACCUUUCGGAAAUAUCAACAUCGUUGCGACAAAUGACUGUUAAAGGUGCUAAAUUUAAGUGGACAACAGAGAGACUGCGGGCAUUUGAAAGACUCAAAGCAGCGCUUGCUAAUCCUCAGCAUCUGGGAUACUACAAUCCGCGGAACAAAACGAUACUAAUCACUGACGCGAGCGAUAACGGAUUAGGUGCCGUGCUGGUACAAGUCACACACAACGAGCCCCGUGUGAUUAGUUAUGCAAGCAAGACUUUAUCCCAGACAGAGCGAAAAUACUCGACUAUUGAUAAAGAGGCUUUAGGCGUUGCUUGGGCUUGUGACAGGUUUCAGAUGUAUUUGACGGGUCUUCAGUUUACAAUACUAACUGAUCAUAAGCCAUUGUUAAAUAUAUUUAACGAAAAAUCGACACCAAACAAGCGACAGGAACGCUGGGUAUUAAGAAUGCAGAGUUACCGUUAUCGAAUGGUACACAUUCCAGGAAACAACAAUGUGGCAGACCCGUUAUCACGGCUUCCAAAACAAACAGAGGACAAGACGUAUGAUAAAAGAUCAGAAGCGGCUCUCUGUGCUAUCGUGGAGGUUAGCAGACCAACAGCAACCACUAUGAGUGAAGUUAUACAGUUUUCUCGGGAGGACAAAGAGAUACAACAAGUGAAGCAGGCAUUGCAGGACGACAAAUGGGAAGGUGAAUUAAAACGGUACGCUCCAUUCAAAAGUGAAUUAUGCUUUGCAAACGAAGUAUUGUUGAGAGGAUCCAGAAUUGUUGUUCCAGUUCAACUGCGACAAACAGUUCUUACGUUAGCUCAUAUUGGACACCCAGGCCGUGAAAAAAUGAAGCGUAGAAUGAGAGUUGCUGUUUGGUGGCCUGGUAUGGAUACUGACGCGGAGAAAAUAUGCAAACAGUGUUUCGAUUGUCAAUUAGUUGCACCAUUCGAGAAGCCAGAACCGUUAUGUAUUCGAGAUUUGCCUGCUGCUCCUUGGGUUCACCUUUCUGGAGAUUUCCUUGGGCCGUUACCGGAUGAUAGCUACAUAUUCGUAUUGAUCGACCACUACAGCAGAUACGUUUUGGCAGAACCCAUGAAAAGAACUACCUCGCAUGAUGUGAUUCGGUUCUUGAGACAAACCUUCACAAGAAUGGGUCUUCCACAGGUACUGACAUUUGAUAAUGCAAGGAACUUUUCAAGCCAAGAAAUGGUGGACUACUGUGUCGAUCAUGGAAUCAAACUGACUCAUACUACGCCUUAUUAUCCCAGCGCUAAUGGGGAAGUCGAAAGACAGAAUCGUCCGUUGAUGAAAAUUCUAAAAAUAAGUAAACAAAAAGGUACAAACUGGCAUGAAGCAAUCCAGGAAUAUCUUUAUAUGUAUUCUCUAACUCCACAUACUGUGACAGGAAUUCCACCAGCGCAGUUAAUGUUUGGGAGAAGGUUUCGCGAUCUGAUCCCCCAUCUACAAAUGGACUGUUUAGAGGAUGAAGAAAUGCGCGAUAGGGAUAGAACAACAAAAUACAAUACAAAACAAUAUCGAGAUCUUAAGGUCGGUGCAAGAGAAUCAUUAGUAGCGGUUGGAGACGAUGUCUUAGUGAAGAACAUGAUACCUCAGAAUAAACUUGCAGCAAAAUUUCUUCCUGUGCCAGCAAAAGUGAUCGAAAGACAUGGUAAUAGCCUAACCUUGGAGACACCAGAAGGUCAAACAUAUAAGCGAAAUACUUCCCAUGUGAGACCUUUGAUACGACCAUCUGUAACUGAGGACGAGCUACAAGAAACACCGGCUUUCACAUCAGUAGGUCGGCUCAACUCGACUGUAGAAGGAGAACCCCGCGGAGAAGUUACCAAGAUGAUGAGACCACAACGACCCUCAAUGCGACCCAAGCGAUUCGACGAUUACUGCCUCGAUUGA